Messenger RNA from Jatropha curcas, 2067 nucleotides. RefSeq names its product homeobox knotted-like protein (gene KNAT1). Lineage: Eukaryota; Viridiplantae; Streptophyta; Magnoliopsida; Malpighiales; Euphorbiaceae. The record is from RefSeq and is a predicted model, not a curated record. Gene Ontology annotation, molecular function: DNA binding; DNA-binding transcription factor activity, RNA polymerase II-specific. Gene Ontology annotation, biological process: regulation of DNA-templated transcription. Gene Ontology annotation, cellular component: nucleus.
AGAGAGAGAAAAAUCUUGAAUAGAGUUGCCUUAUCUCUUGGCCUUCUUUGCCUUUAUAAUUUUCAAAUAUUUCUUUUUCCAUCAAAGAAAGUCUUGUCACCCACCUAAGAAACGCAGCCCUCUUGCCGGUUCCGGCUUAGUUAACACUCUUUCUUUCUAACCUUGGUCUUCUGCUUCUCUUUGCAGCGUUUGAGAUCAAUCUCUUCUUUAUUAUUUAUUAUUUUUAAGUUUUUCUCUGAUCUACUAGUUUCUCUUUUGCCCUCUUUCUUUUCCUACCAUGUCCAAGUCUUGGUGCAACUUCACUUCAAGACCUCCCUAAGAUACCAAACUGAAAUUUUCAUUUCCUUAUUUCACUUAUCCAUAACUUCUUAAUAAUUCAUAUAAUCAGAUACCAUAAAUUGAAACUUAUGGAUUUUGGAUGCCUUGAAGUCCAAACUUUCUAGGGUUUUCUGUAUUUUAUAGUUCUUGGUUUAGGGUUUUUGGUUUUUUGGUAUUUUUGAAAUCAAAUUUUUUUUUUGGGAGUGUUAAGAAAUGGAGGAGUAUAAUCAAAUAAAUGGGAACACAACUCCAAGAGGAAAUUUCUUGUAUGCAUCACCGGUUCUUGCACCUAAUUCUUCUUCUUCACCAUAUGGACGAACAAGUAGUGGGUCUAACGUUAGUAAUCAACAAACCCAGAUGCCCUUAAGUCGUUUCCAUCUGCAAUCAAGUGAAUGUUUUCAUUCUGAAGCACAUCCUAUAGUGAAAACAGAAGCUAGCACUUCUCAACAUGUUCAAAAAUUUCAUUAUCCUUUAUUACGAGGUCAUCAACCACUUAGUCAUCAUCAACAAGGGAACGAAGGCUCCAGUACUGAAGUUGAAGCUAUCAAAGCCAAAAUUAUUAAUCAUCCUCAGUACUCUAACCUUUUGGAAGCUUUCUUGGAUUGCCAAAAGGUUGGAGCUCCGCCUGAAGUUGUAGCUAGGCUUGCAGCUGCUCGUCAAGAGUUUGAAUCAAAACAACGUUCUUCUGUUACUUCAAGAGAUUCUUCGAAAGACCCGGAAUUAGAUCAGUUCAUGGAGGCUUAUUGUGACAUGUUGCUGAAGUACCGGGAAGAACUAACCAGACCCAUUCAAGAAGCCAUGGAUUUCAUGCGAAGAAUCGAGACGCAGCUAAAUAUGAUUUGCAAUGGUCCCUUGCGGAUCUUUAAUUCCGAUGAGAAGUCUGAGGGUGUAGGUUCAUCUGAAGAGGACCAGGACAACAGUGGAGGUGAAACAGAACUCCCCGAGAUUGAUCCCAGGGCAGAGGAUCGUGAACUAAAGAACCACUUAUUGAGGAAAUACAGUGGUUACUUAAGCAGUCUUAAGCAGGAACUUUCCAAGAAAAAAAAGAAAGGGAAACUACCCAAAGAGGCAAGGCAGAAGCUACUUAGCUGGUGGGAAUUACACUACAAAUGGCCAUAUCCUUCUGAGACGGAGAAGGUGGCGCUGGCAGAAUCAACUGGGUUGGACCAAAAACAAAUAAAUAAUUGGUUCAUAAAUCAAAGAAAACGGCAUUGGAAACCAUCGGAAGAUAUGCAAUUCAUGGUGAUGGAUGGUUUACAUCCACAAAAUGCAGCUCUUUAUAUGGAUGGUCACUACAUGGGUGAUGGUCCGUAUCGUUUAGGUCCAUGAGCAGCAAUAUAGUGUUAGUUUUCGUGUUCAGGUCUAUAACAUGGAAACUGUUACUCAUGUUCAUGUUAUAUUUUAUUGGAGAAAGCUUAAUUAGGCUAUGCUCUAGAACCUAAAAUGAUAACAAUAUAUAUAUAUAUAUUUUAUGUUAUAUGAAAUGUCAUUGCCAUAAUCUUCGUCGGUACCAUCGCCCGUAUGUUGAAGAUGGAAUUCCAGUCUCUAGCUAUCGUGCAUCACUUCCUUAGAUAUAUGAUCUUAGGAGUGUUGAAGUGCUUUGUAUGUAAAGAGAAAACUGUUAACACGAGAGAGAGAGAGAGAGAGAGAGAGAGAGAGAGAGGUUUGUAAUCUUGAUUUCUCAGUGUGCUGUGUUUGCAUUUUCUGCAAGGUUACGUGCAAGUGUAUAUAAUAAGAGUCAUUUCCAUA